AUGGCCGCAUACUUUUAUGAAGCAUCUCACGAAGAUUGGUCUCUUGAUGGUUUGGCUGAGUGGUGUGCCAUUAAUAUUUCAUGCGAUAAGAAAAAGCUUUUGGAUAGCAUGAAAAAGGUUAUUCAGGACAUGAAAAGUGCUUCUAUCUCCGAGGCUGCCAGACUAAAGGCUAAUUCUUUGCAGGAAAAACUAGAGGAAAAUUUGAGGGAAAUAAAAGAAAAAGAAGCCAUUCAACUGGCACAGAUAAAAAGUCAUGAAACUGUACAGCUUGCGGAAAUAAAGUCAAAAAAUUUGCAAGAACAUACCGUUACAGUAAUGAAUUUUCAUAAGAACAUUGCUAAUGAUCUCACUACUGUUGAUCGUAAACGAAAAGAAAGUGAACCGAAUAAAGAUGAGGAACUAACUCCAAAUGAAAGACGUACAUGCGAUUAUAGUUCUGGUAGUGAAAGCGAGGAAAAUGACGAAACUGAAAAGGUUGACGAUGAUUCGGAUGACUGGGGAGAAAUUAUUAAUUGUAAAGACUUUUCUUUUGAUGUGUGGAUUGAUACAUAUACUCUAAUAAAAAUUACACGUCAGAAAAUUGAAGAGGCAAAUCAAUUAGCAAAAACAAUUCCUAGGCCUACUGUGAACCGAAAGAUAGAUUUAAGGGUAUUGUCUAUUGACAGUAAUGUCGAUUUGUCACAUUCUGAAUUUGCGUGUAAAGCAACACCAAUAAAAGUAAUCAAAGAUCGCAGCAAAUGCAUAAGAACUAAUAAAUGCAUAUUGGAUGCUUAUCUCAUGCAUAACCUUCCUGAAGAGGCAAUUGAAAACUCUACCUUUUAUGGAUUACAAUCAGCUG
Racocetra fulgida is the source of this 838-nucleotide messenger RNA. The record is from the annotation of a GenBank genome assembly. NCBI's taxonomy places the organism in Eukaryota, Fungi, Glomeromycota, Glomeromycetes, Diversisporales, Gigasporaceae.